Cicer arietinum (chickpea) is the source of this 517-nucleotide messenger RNA. RefSeq lists its product as uncharacterized. The record is from RefSeq and is a predicted model, not a curated record. Lineage: Eukaryota; Viridiplantae; Streptophyta; Magnoliopsida; Fabales; Fabaceae.
UCCUCUCACUAAUUGCCAUCCUCCUCUUUGCUUUAUAUCUUAUCUUCCUUUAAUUUAUGAUCACACAUAAGUUAACAACUCUGAAGCACCAUCGAUGGGAUCUAAUGUGCACGUUCCGUUCAAGACCGAAACGACGUCGGUUUGGACGGAUGAAAUGCACGUGCAAUUCCUGAAGACGAUGGAAGCCUCAUUCAUCCGUAAAAUGCUACAACAAAACCGUGACGGUUGUUCCCGCCUCAAGCGCCAACUCCCAGAUAAGAAAAUAGCAUCCUCAGAUUCAAUGGUUCCAAGCACCAAAAUCGCAAGUAGUAAAAGGACGAGGAGGAGAUUGAUUGAAGUGCACAACUCAUCACUAGAGCAGGUGGUCCCUCAGCUAGAAAAUGGAAAAGAAGGUGCUUCAGCUUCUUGUGUUGCAGUUGACGUUGAUGAGGAACACAGUAGAAGUGAUUAAUUAUUUUUGUACUUCUUCCCAACAUGCCAGCAAAUUAAUUUAUUAUGGGAUUUUUCUUUUUUAUUU